Larimichthys crocea (large yellow croaker) is the source of this 1276-nucleotide messenger RNA. Its product is annotated as leptin. The record is from RefSeq and is a predicted model, not a curated record. NCBI's taxonomy places the organism in Eukaryota, Metazoa, Chordata, Actinopteri, Sciaenidae. The coding region runs from base 153 to 638 and encodes 161 amino acids. The transcript has 3 exons.
GGGGGGUCGGAUAUGAGGUGAGUAAGAGAUGAGUCAACAGCCCUCCACUAUAAGAUGUCCUGAUGGAGCCUAACAGUGGCAUACACUCAGACACCAGCGAAGGGAUACCACUGCUAUUCUAAUUUCUGUACAUUCUGGGAAAUACUACAAAGAUGGACUACAGUCUGGCACUCCUGUUUACUCUCCUGCAUCUUCUAAGCGUGGGUACAGCUGCUCCGCUGUCAGCGGAAGUAGUGAAGAUGAAAUCAAAAGUGAAAUGGAUGGCUGAACAGCUGGUACUUAAGCUGGACAGAAACUUCCAGGUCCCUCCUGGCCUGACACUCAGUCCACCUGUUGAUGUUCUGGAUGGACCUGCCUCCAUAGUGAUGGUCUUAGAGGGGUAUAACAGCUUGAUCUCUGACACCCUUGAUGGGGUCACCCAGGUCAAGACUGAAAUUUCUUCGCUGGCGGGAUACCUCGAUCAGUGGAGGAAGGGGCACUGCACUGAGCAGCGGCCAAAGCCAUCAGUGCCAGGCCCACUACAGGAGCUACAGAGUCGCAAAGAAUUCAUUCACACUGUGAGCAUCGAGGCGCUCAUGAGAGUGAAGGAGUUACUCAAUCUGCUGCUGAAAAAUCUGGAUCAACUUCAGAGUUGUUGAAAGAUGGACAGAAGGACCAAGUUGUUGAUUAUUUUGUUAAGUCCGCAUCAGUGAUGUCUGACUUUGCAUCCUCCCUCGCGGUCAUGUUGAACUUUCGCAAUGUGUUUUGAAGGGAAUUUAUUCUUGAACGUGCACUUAUUUAUAUACACAAGUAUUUAUUUAUAUAUUGUAUUUAGAAAAUAUGUAUUUUGUGACAUUGUUGUAAUGCUUUUGAGGAUGUUUGUAGCAAAAGUAUGUGUUGUGAAAAAAAUAUUUAUGUGCAAACUGAUCUAUGUUUUGCACAGAAAUAUAAAUCAGCGCUUCAUAGGUUUGUAUUAUCACACCACUGUUUUAAAAUAUGGAUCUCUAUAUUAAUGUAAUGAAUCAACUGUGUACAAAUGACUGUAGCUAGAGGAAAUGUCACAGUGAGCAGUAAUGUCAUGAGUGGAAAUUCCUGAAAACCAGUUUGAAACUUGCCAAGAAAUACAUGUGUUUGUCUGACAAUUAGGACAGGAAGGACAAAGGACAACUUUCAUUUCAGUGCAAUAUCAUCAGCUCUUCCAAUAUGGCUAUUUAUAUCUGUAGAUGAUACUUUGUAUAUUUUUGUACAGUUGACACUAUUUUUUAGACAAAAACUAAAUAAAUAUUUUACAAAAAUA